AUGUGGAUUGAAUGGUUUCUUCGAUGUUCGACAUCGAUGAAGAAAUGGCCGAUAAAGCUCGUUUGCAACGAAUGUAAACGACACCGAUAUAAACUUUCGCUUAGUUCACUAUUAUUUAUUAAUAAUCGUAAAAUCGAGCAGAUUAACUCGAAGAAAACGAAUGAUAAUGAUUACCGAUGGAAACAUUCACAAUCCAAAUCUCAUUCACAAUCAACUGUAUUCGCAUCAUCUGUCAUCGGAGCAUUGACCGCUGCAGCGACGGCGUUCUCAUGGGAGAAUGAUGGAGUCAGUGAUAGAGAAUUACAAGAAGCCACUUCCGACGAUUAUCUACUAAACAUGACGAACGGUCAAAUCGAGGAUAUAUUGAUAUCGCUCGGUUGGGAAAAACUCCUCCGCAAAGAUCAUCUGAUGCUAUUUCGUAAAUAUGACGACGAUCUUCAAGUGUAUUCAUACAAAAUUUUCGGCACAUUCAACGAUAUAUCUGCAUUAGUAUUCUUCCAAGUACAACUCGAUCUUGAUUACCGAAUGAAAUGGGAUGAUCACGCUUUGCGUCUGUCGGUAGUUGAGACAAAUGAGAAUUCGCAGAGUGAUAUCGUUCAUUGGACACAAAAAUUUCCAUUUCCAUUUAACCAUCGUGAUUACCUUUACGUCCGACGAUACUGUUUGGAUACAUCUGCGAACUUCCCACCGAAAAUUAUUAUCAAAUGUCAUUCAAUCGAUCAUCCUGAUGUUCAUAGUGAUAAGAAAUGUGUUCGAGUGAAUAAAUAUGAAUCAUCGAUGAUCAUCCAAUCGAAAACAAAACUCGAUGAAAAAGGAAUGAUGUUUUUGUUAACCUAUCAUGAAGAUGCCAAAGCUUCCAUGCCAACAUCGACUUACUCAUACAUAGCGCAGAGUGGAAUUCCAAGUUUUGUAGAAAAAUUACAUGUAGCAGCAAAGAAACUUCCGAAAUCUAAAGAAUAUCUCAGCAUUGAUUCACUGCCUCAAUGUCGUUAUUUUGACGAUGUAUCUGAUUGA
Messenger RNA from Adineta ricciae, 1014 nucleotides. The record is from the annotation of a GenBank genome assembly. Lineage: Eukaryota; Metazoa; Rotifera; Eurotatoria; Adinetida; Adinetidae.